Molecule: messenger RNA, 1596 nt
Organism: Anopheles maculipalpis
Lineage: Eukaryota; Metazoa; Arthropoda; Insecta; Diptera; Culicidae
Product: myrosinase 1-like
Exons: 4
Coding region: 37-1596 (519 amino acids)
Biological process (GO): carbohydrate metabolic process
Molecular function (GO): beta-glucosidase activity
Source: RefSeq, a predicted model, not a curated record
UUGAUCGUAGUGCCGACGCUUUCAGCGGAUGACGCAAUGCAACGACGCUUUCCAGACGCGUUCCAGUUCGGUGUCGGGACGUCCGCUUACCAGAUCGAAGGUGGCUGGAACGAGGAUGGCAAAGGGGAAUCAAUCUGGGACCGGCUUUCGCACGCCGUACCGACAAAGAUUGCGGAUCGAUCGAAUGGGGAUGUGGCGUGCGAUAGUUACCACCAGUGGAAGCGAGACGUCGAGAUGGUGAAGCAACUGGGUGUGCAAUACUAUCGGUUUUCACUUUCCUGGCCCCGCAUUAUGCCGACCGGGUUGAGCAAUAGCGUGAACGUGAAAGGGCUCGAAUACUACAGCAAUCUGAUUGAUGAGCUGCUCCGGAACGGAAUAAAACCGAUGGUGACACUGUACCACUGGGAUCUUCCCCAACGGCUGCAGGAGAUGGGUGGAUGGUUGAAUCCGGAGAUCGCGCAGCACUUUGUGGAGUUUGCAAAGGUCGCUUUCAGUAGCUUCGGUGAUCGGGUACGGUUGUGGACGACGAUCAACGAACCGUGGCACAUCUGUGAGAAUGGGUACGGGCGGGAGGAGAUGGCACCGGGGUACGAUUUUCCCGGCGUGCCGGCGUACAAGUGUGGACACAAUGUGCUGCGAGCGCAUGCGGAAGCUGUCCAUCUGUAUCGUACAGCGUUUAUGGAACUUCAAGGUGGAAAGAUCGGUAUUUCGCUUGAUGCUCGUUGGCCGGAACCGGAACACGUGUCCUCGGAGGAUGAUUUGGAAGCUUCCGAAUGGCAGCUACAGUUUCAUCUUGGCUGGUUUGCACAUCCCAUAUUCAGUGCGGAAGGAGACUAUCCACCCAUAAUGAAGCAACGGGUGGGGAAUUUGAGCGUAGAGCAAGGCUUUCCACAGUCCCGAUUGCCCGAAUUUACCGCGCGCGAACUUAACCUUCUGCGAGGAUCAUCGGAUUUUUUUGCACUUAACACCUACACAACCUCGCUCGUGCGCAAGAACGACGCAGAGAACUCGGCCGGCUAUCCAGAACCUUCGUAUCUGCACGAUAUGGGUGUAGUCGAGUUUGCCGAUCCCGACUGGCCCACAGCAGAGCAUACGGCGUGGAUAAAGAUAGUACCGUUUGGGUUGCACAAAUUGUUGAACUGGAUCAAAGAUAACUACAACAGUCCCAUUAUUUACAUCACCGAGAACGGCAUCGGUUCCGGCCCCGGUACGAGGGAUAUACAGCGUGUGGAUUACUUCAACUACUAUCUCAACGCCGUACUGAACGCCAUCGAGGAUGGGUGUGAUGUGCGCUUAUACGUGGCCUGGAGCCUGAUGGAUAAUUUCGAGUGGAGAGAUGGUUAUACACAAAAGUUUGGCCUGUACUAUGUGGAUUUCGACGAUCCGAAGCUAACACGGUACGGCAAGAUGUCGUCGAAAGUAUUCAAACGUAUUGUGAAAACGCGUACGAUAGAUUUUAACUACUAUCCAGAGCCGGAUGUAUACUUAACCGGCUACAAAGGUAAAGGAAUAUUGCCGCUGCCCGAUCUGUUGGUGUUUGGUUUGACAACGCUGGUUGCAAUGGUUGCGCGACGUGUUUGUGCAGUGCUUUUCUAG